Molecule: messenger RNA, 994 nt
Organism: Octodon degus (degu)
Lineage: Eukaryota; Metazoa; Chordata; Mammalia; Rodentia; Octodontidae
Gene: Srprb
Product: SRP receptor beta subunit
Exons: 7
Coding region: 42-857 (271 amino acids)
Biological process (GO): protein targeting to ER
Cellular component (GO): signal recognition particle receptor complex
Source: RefSeq, a predicted model, not a curated record
CCACGUCGCUUUUGCGGCACCGGAGACCACGCACCUCAUCCAUGGCUACCGUGGACUCCCGGCGAGUAGGGGAUGGCGGCGGGGCAGGCGGCACUUUCCAGCCCUACCUCGACUCUUUGAGACAAGAGCUACAGCAGAGUGACCCGACGCUGUUGUCAGUAGCGCUGGCGGUCGCCGCGGUGCUGCUGACGCUGGUGGUAUGGAAAUUUAUCUGGAGCCGAAAAAGCAGUCAAAGAGCAGUUCUUCUUGUGGGUCUUUGUGACUCCGGGAAAACACUGCUGUUUGUCAGGCUGUUAACGGGCCAUUACAGAGACACGCAGACUUCUAUUACUGACAGCUCUGCAGUGUACAGAGUCAACAAUAACAGGGGUAAUAGUUUGACCUUGAUUGACCUCCCUGGGCAUGAAAGCUUGAGGCUUCAGUUCCUAGAGCGGUUUAAGUCUUCGGCAAGAGCUUUUGUGUUUGUUGUGGACAGUGCAUCAUUCCAGCGAGAGGUGAAAGACGUGGCCGAGUUUCUGUAUCAAGUCCUCCUAGACAGUAUGGGUCUGAAGAACACACCAUCAUUCUUAAUAGCCUGCAACAAGCAAGAUAUCACAAUGGCAAAAUCAGCAAAGUUAAUUCAGCAGCAACUUGAGAAAGAACUCAACACCUUACGAGUUACCCGCUCUGCUGCGCCCAGCACACUGGACAGUUCCAGCACUGUCCCUGCUCAUCUAGGAAAGAAAGGCAAAGAGUUUGAAUUCUCACAGCUGCCCGUCAAAGUGGAGUUCCUCGAGUGCAGUGCCAAGGGUGGGAGAGGGGAUGGAGGUUCUGCCGACGUCCAGGACCUGGAGAAAUGGCUGGCUAAAAUUGCCUGAGGGGCAGGUCCCGAGCACAGGCCGUAGCUGCGCGUGACUGGCAGUACUGGAAAAUGUGUAGUAGUCUGGAGUUGAUAAAGGGUACAAAAUUUAGUUAGGAGUGUUCCCUUGUUCUAGAAACAAAUGACUGUUCAUAC